Messenger RNA from Salpingoeca rosetta, 1284 nucleotides. RefSeq lists its product as uncharacterized. The transcript has a single exon. Bases 1 to 1284 code for a protein of 427 amino acids. The record is from RefSeq and is a predicted model, not a curated record. Lineage: Eukaryota; Choanoflagellata; Craspedida; Salpingoecidae.
AUGGGGUGCCUGCAGGCACGUGGGUUGCUGGUGCUCCCCGUGCUGCUGCUGGCGGCAGUAUGCUUGGUGCCGUUCAUCAGCAGCGUUGCUGGAGAGGUGACGCUGGUGGAGGAUGAUGCGGGCGCGUUUCACAUCAACACUAGCGAUCCAAUGAGGCAGCCUGUGUUUGUGAACGGGGUUGAUGUGCACGAGACGCUCAGCAUGUUGAUGAGCACCGUGUCGGCGCAGCAGAGCCUCAACGCUGCACAGCAAAGUACAAUCGAUGCACAACAGAGCGCAAUCAAUGCCCAGCAGAGGGCGAUUCACCGUGUCCGUGGCGAAGCGUGCGCUUCCAGCGCCAGCACGUUUGGGCAGCUGGAGUCAGCAGGAAACAAGUGGCUUGGGGGUGUGCUGGCUAACAACGGCCUGAUCUACGCAGCACCACACAGCUCAUCCUCCGUGCUCAUCAUUGAUCCAAGCACGAACACCGUCGACACAACCACAAUCUCCGGACUCGGAACUGACCUUCGUAAGUGGGCAGGUGCUGUGCUCGCAAACAACGGCCUCGUCUACAUGCUUCCGUCAAACAGGGCGGCCGUACUCAUAAUCUACCCGGACACUAACACUGUUGAUACCACAAGCAUCACAUCGCUUGGUUCCGGUGAUCAAAAGUGGUACAGUAGCGUUUUUGCGAGGAAUGGCCUCAUUUUCGGCAUUCCGUACUCUGCCACGUCUGUGUUGAUCAUUGAUCCAGAGACAAACACGACAGACAUCACCACGCUGUCCGGGCUGUCGACCCAGCUGUACAAAUGGUAUGGCGGUGUUCAGACCGACAACGGCCUCAUCUAUUGUAUCCCCGUGACGGCUUCUUCUGUCCUCAUCAUCAACCCAGAGUCACUGACAAUGGACCUUACCACCAUCAGAGGUUUUGGUACGAACGGCAAGUGGUUUGGCGGCGUUCUUGCAAAAAAUGGUCUCAUCUACGCCAUACCAGGCCGUGUUGCAACGACACUUGUCAUCAACCCAGCCACCAACGCCACCAACGAGCUCGUUCUUGCAGAAGCAACCGGCUCCCCAAGGUGGAUCGGUGGUGUACUCGCACCCAACGGCAACAUCGUUGCCAUCCCCUACUACUCGCCAUCAGUGCUCAUCUUCGAUCCAACCACCAAUGCCGCCGACACAACAACCAUCAGCGACCUUGGUGGCGACAGAGAGUGGUGGAGUGGCGUCUUGGCUCAGAACGGUCUCAUCUACUGCAUUCCAUCUUACGCUGAGUCCGUUCUCGUCAUUGACCCUGGCUGUUGA